Messenger RNA from Cannabis sativa, 445 nucleotides. RefSeq lists its product as uncharacterized. The record is from RefSeq and is a predicted model, not a curated record. Lineage: Eukaryota; Viridiplantae; Streptophyta; Magnoliopsida; Rosales; Cannabaceae. Gene Ontology annotation, molecular function: beta-glucosidase activity. Gene Ontology annotation, biological process: glucan catabolic process. Bases 110 to 415 code for a protein of 101 amino acids. The transcript has 2 exons.
UCUUCUAUUGAUUCUGUGUUUAGCCAUAGCAGAUGCAUUAGAUAGUUACUACAAGUAUAAAGACCCAAAACAACCCAUAAAUGUUCGAAUAAAUGACUUACUGAAGCGUAUGACUAUGGAGGAAAAGAUUGGGCAAAUGACACAAAUUGACAGAAAUGUUGCUUCCAAUGAGGUCAUGAAGAAGUACUUUAUUGGUAGUGUAUUGAGUGGAGGAGGAAGUGUUCCUUCUAAGAAAGCUUCACCAGAAGCUUGGAUUGACAUGGUUAAUGAUUUUCAAAAGGGAGCUUUAUCUACAUGUCUUUUCAUUCCAAUGAUUUAUAGAGUUGAUGCUGUUCAUGGCCAUAACAAUGUCUACAAAGCCACCUUCUCCUUGAUUUAUUUACUAUAUGGCUUAUUUGUUUUCCAAUUAUGGUAGAAUUAGAGGUCGAGAGAGGUUGCCGAAGUU